Molecule: messenger RNA, 5379 nt
Organism: Mauremys reevesii (Reeves's turtle)
Lineage: Eukaryota; Metazoa; Chordata; Testudines; Geoemydidae
Gene: BAP1
Product: BRCA1 associated protein 1
Exons: 17
Coding region: 313-2463 (716 amino acids)
Biological process (GO): protein deubiquitination; ubiquitin-dependent protein catabolic process
Cellular component (GO): cytoplasm
Molecular function (GO): cysteine-type deubiquitinase activity
Source: RefSeq, a predicted model, not a curated record
CCCAAACGGGAUAGGAGCCAGUGAGACAGUUAAAGAAAAAGGCUGAAGCCCCGAUUGCCUGGGCCCCUCUCUGGUUAAUCCCGUGAUUCUGGCCUCCCAGCCUCAGUUUUCAGGCUGGUGAUGUCCCUGGGCAUCGCUGAUAGACCCCUACGUGCACACACUCUCUGGGGCGUCCAGAAAUAGCUCCUAGCCAAGGCUGAGGGAUGGGCUCUCCGAAAUGGACCAGUAUUCAGAACACCAGGAGUGUACUGAAAUCGUCAUUUUAACUCACAGUUGAUCCAGACAUCUUUAGAUGGCUCAGGACGGAGGUGUAUGAGUCUCUUCACCCUGCUAGUAGAGGAUUUUGGAGUUAAAGGGGUGCAGGUUGAGGAGAUCUAUGAUCUACAAAGCAAAUGCCAGGGCCCAGUGUACGGGUUCAUCUUCCUCUUCAAAUGGAUCGAAGAGCGCCGGUCCCGCCGGAAGGUCUCCACCCUGGUGGAUGAGACAUCGGUGAUUGACGAUGAUAUCGUCAAUAAUAUGUUCUUUGCUCAUCAGCUGAUUCCCAAUUCCUGUGCCACCCAUGCCUUGUUGAGUGUCCUCCUGAACUGCAGCAAUGUGGACCUGGGACCGACGCUGAGUCGCAUGAAGGAUUUCACCAAGGGGUUCAGCCCAGAGAGUAAAGGCUAUGCCAUUGGGAAUGCUCCGGAGCUGGCCAAGGCCCAUAACAGCCAUGCCAGACCAGAGCCUCGGCACCUGCCGGAAAAGCAGAAUGGCAUCAGCGCUGUGCGGACCAUGGAGGCUUUUCACUUUGUCAGUUAUGUUCCCAUCAAGGGGCGGCUCUUCGAGCUGGACGGGCUGAAGGUCUAUCCCAUCGACCAUGGGCCUUGGGCUGAGGAUGAAGAGUGGACAGACAAAGCCAGGAGAGUGAUCAUGGAGCGAAUUGGCCUGGCCACAGCAGGGGAGCCGUACCAUGACAUCCGUUUCAACCUCAUGGCGGUGGUGCCCGACCGGAGGAUGAAAUACGAAUCUAAGCUGCACAUCCUGAAGAUGAACAGGCAGACUGUACUGGAGGCCCUGCAGCAGCUUAUCCGGGUAACUCAGCCGGAGCUGAUUCAGACCCAAAAGUCCCAGGAGUCUCAGCCGGCUGAGGAGUCCAAGCCGGCCAGCAGCAAGGCAUGUCUGGCACUGGAGACGAGCAGAGCACAGUUGGCCCCGGAGAGCUCACACCCAGAGAGCACUGAGGACUCCACUGGCCAGGGCCACCCUCCUGCCGCACAGAGUCUGCCCAACAAAUCCAAACUGGUAGCAAAGCCAUCUGGGAGCUGCAUCAACGGUGCUCCCACAAACCCCAAUCCCAUUGUGCAGAGACUCCCAGCCUUCUUGGAUAACCACAACUACGCCAAGUCGCCCAUGCAGGAAGAGGAGGACCUUGCAGCGGGAGUGGGCCGUAGCCGGGUUCCGGUCCGCCAGCACCAGCACUACUCCGAUGAUGAGGAUGACUAUGAUGACGAGGAGGAGGAGGAAGUUUGUAACACUGCCCCUGCCAUCAGGUAUAAGAGGAAGGGGCAGGGGAAGCAGGAGCUUGUGGCCGGGGCAGCAGACAGCCAGCUCUCCAUCCUCCAGCCCAACACCAUCAACGUUCUGGCGGAGAAGCUCAAGGAGUCCCAGAAGGACCUUUCCAUCCCCCUCUCCAUCAAGACUGGGAGCGGGGGCGCCACCGUAGCCGUGGUUGCCCAUUCACAGCCCUCCCCCACGCCCAGCAACGAGAGCACGGACACUGCCUCGGAGAUCGGCAGCGCCUUCAACUCCCCGCUGCGCUCCCCCAUCCGCUCGGCUAACCCUACCCGGCCCUCCAGCCCUGUCACCUCCCACAUCUCCAAGGUGCUCUUUGGGGAGGAGGACAGCUUGCUGCGCGUGGACUGCAUGCGGUACAACCGGGCCGUGAGGGACCUGGGGCCUAUCAUCAGCACCGGCCUGCUGUGCCUCACCGAGGAAGGGGUGUUCUGCCCUCUUGCCAUCACAGACGAUGGGAAAAGCUCCCCUCUCUCCAGCAAGCAAAGAGAAGAGGCCCAAUCUGCUGUCAGAAUGGACGAGAGGGAUGCAAGCGAGCCAAGUGACAGCAAAGAGAAGGUUGCUCUCUGCAGGUCCAGCGAUCACCCUUGUGGGGAGAAGUAUUCUCCCAAAGAGCUGCUGGCGCUGCUGAAGUGCGUGGAAGCCGAGAUUGUGAACUAUGAGGCCUGCCUGAAGGAGGAGGUGGAGAAGAGGAAAAAAUUCAAGAUUGAUGACCAGAGAAGAACCCACAACUAUGAUGAAUUCAUCUGCACCUUUAUCUCCAUGCUGGCUCAGGAAGGAAUGCUGGCCAGCCUUGUGGAGCAGAACAUCUCUGUCCGCAGACGCCAAGGAGUCAGCAUUGGGCGUCUCCACAAGCAGAGGAAGCCGGAUCGCCGGAAACGCUCCCGCCCAUAUAAAGCCAAGCGCCAGUAGUGGCAUCCUUGUGGUCAAGAGGGGGAGCAGAACCAUGCGCCCACAUUGCUCAUGCUAGCUGGUGCUUGUAUCUACAAGCACUCGGCUGGACCAGUCGCCCUGUGCCCAGGGGAGAUGGACCCAACAAGAACCCUGGGACCGGGUCCUUUCUGUUCAUGUCCUCAGAGCUGUUUCAAAUGGAAUUUUUGGAUUUUAUCAGCCACAGCCUGGGCAUCCUGUGGAGUCUGGGAACGGGCACUCCCUGCAGCAGUGGAGGGCAGGUUCUAGUGUCACACUUGGAUCUACUAGACAAAAAUGUGCCAGGUUGCUCUGCAUAGUCCAUGGCAUUCUAGCCCAGGUCUGAUGGAAAUCAGCAAUCUGCUGAGGGAAAGGCAGCUGGAGUCGGUAUGAUGAUGCUGAUGAGUGUCUGUGCUGGCCCCAGCUGGCUAUGGCUCUUGGUUUCCAGCAUCCAGGCCUUCAGCUCCACACUGCUCUGGGACAUUGAUAUCAAUUUUCUAUUUCACAAAUGUUUAUUUUGUGGUUCUGACCAAUGUUGCCAGCGUCGUCCCGUGAGCACAGCUGGCUCCCUGAUGGCCUGUUCUGGGCCAUCUCUGGGCUGCAGUGACAUGCCUCUGGGCUGCUGCUGUCCUUGUGUUAGUCAUGGUGGGCUGCUCACCUCUGAGCAUGCCUCUGGGGGGUUAGCACUGGGUGUCGCUGUUUGUGGACCAUCACCUGGUGGGUGUGGUAGGAUUUCCCAUGCUUACCCACGGUCCCUUCUCUUGCUGGGUUGGCUUGGCCCACCCACCCUCCUUUGGGCAUGGGUUCCAGAUGCGGUGGAGAUCACUGCAGUCGCAUGCUUGUGCUGCUGGUGCUAGUUAGUCGGUGCAGCACUCAGACUAAGUGACUUCAUGGCAGGGCAACUGCUGGAGGACGCUCUAGUUCCUGAGAUGGUGUCAUUCCAUGCUCAGAUUAGGCCCUCGCUGCACCAUGCAUCAGCCCUGGGGGGAAGGGCUGCAGAGGCAGCAUUUGUUUAAUGGCCUUCCACUAACUUCAGUGCCUAACUCAAAACAAACCAUGAAGCAGCUGGGCAGGAAACCUUAGUGAAACUCAAUAAACCCCACCCCUCCUCCACGGUGUUUCUUCUCAGGCAGGGAGGUCGGGCCUUUGAAUGGCUGAUCCCUGCAACCCGUUUUAAAAAGGAGGCUGGGGUGGAGAGCUAGCUCUGCCCCAGUCACCGGAGGGAAGAAUUGCUGCUCUGCCUAUUUACAUCAUGUAGGUAAAUCAAACAGAAGCCAGUGUGCUGCAGCUUCCACCUCACAGGAGCUAGUGUCCACAGCUGCUCUCCCCUGGGCCCAAGGCUGGACUCUGGCUCAUGCCUGCCUGGGUUACCUUUUUAUACUGUCACAGCCUGACAGGUAGGCAGUCCUAUCCCCACACUGACCCUGUGAGCACUGCCGGACAGGGCUUUCUCCUCUCCAGUAGCAGCGUUCAGGCUUGAGUGCUGCGAACUGCCAGGCCAGCCAAAGCUGUUAAUGGCAUUUCAAGGGAAGGGUGGUGGUGCAGGUGAAAGCAGACCUGCCUCAGGGAAGAACUGGAUUCACAAAUACCCCGCUUUGUACAGAGCUUGACUGUCGAAUGAAACCAUUGCUGGUCUCUGGCUGCGUCUAACACCAUCUGCUGUAAAUAGCAGCCUGGUUGGAAAGAAUAAAGCUGUCCUAUAGCACAUGGCUGUUUUGGGGAGGGAUGGGUAACAGAGGCUGGGGGGUGCAGGCUGGGUACCUAGCACACUGUGCAGGGGAGCAUUUGGAUAAGCAGUCAGUGCAGCAGGUAGAGUAGCAGCAGACACACAAUAAUGGCACCUGGCCUAAGCUGCUCUAGUCAGUUACCAGCCCCUGCUGUGGGAACCAUGCGGCUCUCUGCAUUUCCUGGCCCUUGAUUUCAGCUGCUGCCUAGUUUAAACACUGGUGGGAGGGGAAGGGGGCACCUGAUUAGAAGAAACAAGUACGCUAUUGGUAAAACAGAACAGCUGCUUUAUUUAUGACAACGCAACAAGAGCUCCGAGAGGCAGGGGCAGCCGGAGCAGGGUUUAAUUGGCGGCCUCUUCUAGCCCUAGUUGACUGCACCAACCAAGCAGUGCAUACGAAGGCACAUUACAACAGUACCUUGGUGUGCAGACCCUUUGCUGCUAUGGCUUCCUAGAAGUCUAGCGCGCAGAUCAGGGCUACACCCCGUUUGAUCCAGUGCCUCUGGAGUUUACUGCUGGGGAUUUCCACCGCAAUCACAUAAUUGGUAGAAUGACCUGUUGUUGACAAUGUCCCUGUAAUGGAAACAGGUAAAGCUGUAUUAGAACACAAACCCAGGGCUGGUAAGUUUCUAUACAUGAAAAAAAUUCUCAUCCCUUUCACCCCCUGCUGUGACUCAUGGACAAGUGGGAACUGCUCUAGCAUCAAAGUUACUGCAGGAGCAUCCUGGUCUUGUACUAGUCUGCCUACAGUGGGGCUCCAGCCAGUCAUUUAGUAAUGUUUCUGCAGCUGAGCUGGGAACAUGCUGUCCUGUGUCGGUUUUUAUACAGCACUCAGCACGGUGCUGGUUAAGCAUCCUCCAGGAGUGCAUUAAGCAAUCUGAUGAUACAUCUAGCACAUACUGGUUCUCCUCUCCUGAGGGCUGAGCGGGAGAAGUGUAGGCAGGGGUGUGUCUUGCCUUGAAAGGUUUUUUAAAAUGUAAUAAAUAUAAAACAGAGCACCAGGUAUAUUUACUAGAGACAACACGGGCAAAGAAAUGCAUCUUGAGGGCUGGGAUGGUCUGUGGUUAAUGGAUAAGGUUCUGCUUGAUAAGAAAAUACUCCUGCUUGUUCUGUUAGCAUCACGCUAAUUGGUUCUGCCUGCAUAUUCUGGAGCACGUAUAAUAAAGCAGCCUUACCAAGGCUAUUCUUACACA